CGGCAACAAAGACAAAGAAGAGAUCUUCUAGCAAGCUAGUGCAACAUAAUUGAAGUUCCUGAUCUCCCUCAGGAGGUAGCCAAUUAAAGAGAGAGAGCAAGAUGUCAAAGGAAGUUGCGUCCAGUGUUGGACUAGAAUGGAGGAUAAAUGUGUCUGAUGGGACAUCACAGGUGUUAAAGCCGACCGAAUGCAGGCCGGCGUUGAGCAAGAUAUGGUUAUGGUUGAAAGGUCUCCUGGGAGGACUGAUUGUGGUAGUCCGGAGGUUUUUGGAGACAGCAUGGAGUAUUGCAGUGGCGGAGCCUAGAAAGGUUGUCCAUGGUCUGAAACUUGGACUGGCCAUUUCCCUGGUUUCACUGCUUUACUACAUCGGGCCUUUGUUCAAAGGCUUCGGAGGCAAUGCUAGCUUGUGGGCAGUCAUGACCGUUGUGGUCAUUUAUGAGUCCAACGUAGGAGCCACGUUAUGUAAAUGCAUUAAUAGAACCGCCGCAACUUUUCUUGCUGGCGGGCUCGGCCUCGGGAUUCACUGGGUCGCAGAUCAUGCAGGGGAAAAGGCUGAGCCUGUAAUUCUUGGAAUCUCAGUUUUUCUCUUUGCAUCGGCUGCAACUUUCUCUCGGUUCAUGCCAAUGGUGAAGGCUCGGUUUGACUAUGGUGCAAUGAUUUUCGUACUUACCUUCAGCUUAAUAUCAGUUUCUGGCUACCGGGAGGAGAUGUUGUUGAAGUUUGCUGGGUCGAGGUUAUCCUCCAUUGCAACAGGAGUUUCUAUCUGCAUCCUCAUAAUCGUGCUUAUCUGUCCCAUAUGGGCAGGAAGUGAACUCCACCGUCUGAUUCACCAGAACAUGGAAAAACUUGCCGAUUCCUUGGAUGCAUGUGUAGCUGAGUACUUCAAAGAGGAUGGAAAGACAACGGAUUCCAAGGAGGAUCAGGAUUACAACAAGAAAAUGCAAGGUUAUAAAUGUGUGCUGAAUUCUAAGGCAGCAGAAGAAUCCCUGGCCAAUUCUGCAAGAUGGGAACCUUCACAUGGCAUGUUCAAUUUUGGGCAUCCAUGGAAACAGUACCUCAAGAUCGGUGCUUCAAUGCGAAACUGUGCUUGCUGCAUUGAGACUCUAACCAGUUGUUUAAGCUCUGAAAUUCAGGCACCUACAUGCAUAAGAAACCACGUCCGUGAUGUGUCCAUCAGAUUAUGCUCUCAUAGCACCAGUGUGUUAAAGGAAUUGGCAACAACAAUCAAAACAAUGACAAAGUCAUCAACAAUAGAUAUCUUAGUUGCGGAGAUGAAUUUUGCAGUACAAGAACUGCAAAAUGCCUUAAAUUCCCUUCCCAGCCAGUUUAUUCCACCUGAAUUAAUGACUGUGGAAGGGUCUGCUGAUGCUAAAGGAGAGUGUGCCACAGAGUCUGGCAUGCCACCACUCCUGGAGGUUCUUCCGCUGGUAACAGCAGUGUCUUUACUGAUAGAAAUUGCAGUAAGAAUAGGAGGUGUUGUGGAUGCUGUGGAAGACCUGGCAAGCCUUGCAGAAUUCAAGCCUGCAAGGGAUCAUAAAAGGCCCCAACAAGACAAAACUAAGCCAUAGACAAACCCUUUUCAGAUACCAUUUGAAUAUGCGGUAUAUAAUCUCAUGUGUGCCCCCAUAUAUAUAGUUUUUGAACAGGUACAGUGGUUUUCUAGGUUGGGGGGAGUUGGUUUACGGGCGGCUGUUGGGUUCGGUUUGAACCCACACAGCUUUGAUGUUCACAAAAUGCAGCAGGUGACAACCUGCUAAAUGUUAGGACCAUAUCCCCGUAUACUGUAUAUUGUAUAAAGCUUUCAGAAAGUA
This is a messenger RNA of Rubroshorea leprosula, 1811 nucleotides long. Lineage: Eukaryota; Viridiplantae; Streptophyta; Magnoliopsida; Malvales; Dipterocarpaceae. The record is from the annotation of a GenBank genome assembly.